Nelumbo nucifera (sacred lotus) is the source of this 1148-nucleotide messenger RNA. RefSeq names its product large ribosomal subunit protein eL8y-like. The record is from RefSeq and is a predicted model, not a curated record. Gene Ontology annotation, cellular component: ribonucleoprotein complex. Gene Ontology annotation, biological process: ribosome biogenesis. Gene Ontology annotation, molecular function: RNA binding. NCBI's taxonomy places the organism in Eukaryota, Viridiplantae, Streptophyta, Magnoliopsida, Proteales, Nelumbonaceae.
CACUGCCGCUUCGUCACUUUUGGCGGGGUCUGGUUUUAGGGUUUCUGCUUCUCGCUCAUCAGAUAUCAAACACACACAGCGGCGCAAGGGAAGAGUUUCUCUGCACAAAUGGCCCCGAAAAGAGGUGUGAAAGCACCCGCGGCACCUGCAAAAAAGAAACCGGAGAAGGUUGUGAACCCAUUGUUUGAGAAGCGUCCGAAGCAGUUUGGUAUCGGAGGGGCAUUGCCUCCAAAGAAAGAUUUGCAUAGGUUUGUGAAAUGGCCAAAGGUUGUUCGCAUCCAAAGGCAGAGGCGGAUUCUUAAGCAGAGGUUGAAAGUUCCACCUGCAUUGAACCAGUUCACAAAGACACUUGAUAAGAACCUUGCAACAAGUCUCUUCAAGAUGCUUCUGAAGUACAGGCCCGAGGAUAAAGCUGCAAAAAAGGAGCGCCUUCUUAAGAGGGCUCAGGCUGAAGCUGAAGGAAUGACUGUUGAGGUUAAGAAGCCCAUUGUUGUGAAGUAUGGACUCAACCACGUCACCUACCUUAUUGAGCAGAACAAGGCACAAUUGGUUGUAAUUGCACAUGAUGUGGAUCCAAUAGAGCUAGUUGUCUGGCUUCCAGCCUUGUGCAGGAAAAUGGAGAUUCCCUACUGCAUUGUGAAGGGAAAAUCACGCCUGGGAGCGAUUGUCCACAAGAAAACUGCAGCAGCACUGUGCUUAACGACAGUCAAGAACGAAGAUAAGUUGGAGUUCAGCAAAAUUUUAGAGGCUAUCAAGGCCAACUUCAACGACAAGUAUGAUGAAUAUCGGAAGAAGUGGGGAGGUGGUAUCAUGGGUUCCAAAUCCCAGGCCAGAACAAAGGCAAAGGAGAAGCUUCUUGCCAAGGAAGCUGCCCAAAGAAUGACCUAGGACCGGGUAUUAUAUAUGAAGUUAGAUGGGGAUUUUGCUACUCGUUUUAGAUUUUCAUUGGUAUUUCAGAUACGCAAUUUUAUGACACUGUUCAUACCUCAUAUCGCUUGGACUUUUUUCUCUUAUUGUUCCCCCUGCUUUGCGAUAAACUAUCCGAUUAUUGCGGACAGUCGAAAGGGUUUUCAAGGUGUCCCUUUGGCAUUCUGAACCUUAUUAGUACGUCAUAUGUCUCUUUCCCUGGCAUUGAUGGGGGAUUCUAA